Messenger RNA from Bursaphelenchus okinawaensis, 1857 nucleotides. Lineage: Eukaryota; Metazoa; Nematoda; Chromadorea; Rhabditida; Aphelenchoididae. The record is from the annotation of a GenBank genome assembly.
AUGUCUUCUGACAAAUCUGUAGAAAUUGUUAAAAGAUGUUCUCCAUUUCCAAAAGUGGAUCAAGUAUGGAGCAACAUAGGAACAUGGGUACGUUGUUUUUUAAUUUGGUUUAUUUAUAAAAGGAUAGUUAUUUCAAAAAAUGAUUUUUCGUGCGGGUGGUUUAUAUUUACUUUUCACUGCAAAAUUUUAAAAUGAAAAUUGUUAAGCAUAUUCAAAAACUUUAUAUAAAAUUUAUACGGUUUUCAAAAAAAAUAUUUACUUUUUGCAAUCGAUUAAAGUAAAAUUUGUUUUUAACAAAUGUAAAAUAUAUAUUUUUGAAAAGAAUAUUUUAGCAAAAUGGAAAACCAAGUUUUACGUAUGUGAUCGUGGAGGAAGAGAGGACGCUGGUUAUUGAAAGGAAUUAUUAUGGUGUUAGCAAAGACAUUGAAACAAGAAUCGAUUCAUACUAUACACCACAAAUAUACAAAUGUCAACGUGCAGUUGUCGGUAAAUGGAGCGUCAACCAUUGGGAAUAUGUUUCAGACACAAACCAACUUUCGACCGACGACCAAUUGGUCAUAAUUUGCACAAAGUUUAAAGCAAAGUUACUACUUAUUAACGGAGCAUUUUACUUACUCUCCGAAGCUGGACGCGUCAUGUGGAAAGAAACAUUACUGUGUACAAGCAUAUUUGCUGAAAAAUGCAUUUUUGACUACGAGUGGAAUCGGAAAAUCAUCCCAAAGGUAAUUUUUAAACGUUUUUUAAAUAAUUAUAUAAAGUUUUUCCCCUAUAUUUUUUUAAUUGUUAUUAUAUUAUUAUUUAUCUAUUGCGAAGACAAAAAAAAUAUAUUUAAAAAUUUCAGAGUAGAAAGCAUAAAAAACAAAAGUUUGAUGAUGAUGAGACGUGUAAUUUUAUGAUGACCAAGUUAGAAUACUUGUACCAUUUGCAACCUAUGCAUUCUUUUGUUCCAAAUCUGAUGCUAGAGACAGAAAACGAAGAUAUUGUUUUACUGAAUCAAAUACAUUCGCAAUGGAAGCCUUUCAAAUUUUUUCAGAAGGCUGUUUAUGACUUUGUAAGUUUUUCCUGAAACUUAAAACUUAAUCUGUAAGAUAAAGCAGAGAGGGUAGAAUAGGAAAGAGUAAGGCACGGUAGGCUGGGGCAGUGUACGGUAGAAUAGAUUUACAAAUAAUCAAAUUAAAACAAAUUACCGUUAUUAUGAAAACCUUUUAGAAAAUGGAAAACAUUGAUAUUGAAGUAGAUUCAGUUGUUGUUGAUCGCAAAAAAGUAUUAACUUCUAAAGUUGAAACUGGAUUCUUGUUUUGGAAAAAUACUGCUAUUGACGACUUCGACGCGUUAUUGUUUGCUAUGAAUGGAGUUAAAGCGGCAUUUGAAUACGCUGGUUUACCGUUGCAUAGAAAUGCUAACAAAAUUGAAGCCAAUCGUUCGAAGAAAGUUAGAGUAAGCUUUUAUUUUUUGAUAAUCAAUAAAAGGAAGCUUUGACCAAUAAUUUUUGGCUUUAGUUUUUAAAGUUUACAUUACAAAACUUAAUAAGUGGUUUUUUAGGGAAAAGCAUCGUAUCAUUUCUUGUAUGUCGACGAAGAAUUUAGUCAAAAAACCGUGUGCACAAUCCAUGCUGAUGAAAACAACACUACUUUAGCAGAAGUGUUGCCAAUCGUGGCCCGCAAGCUUCGUGUUUCGAAGGAAACCUUAAUGGAAACCAUUGUUUGGAGAGUCGAGAACGGUGGACUAAGGGCAAGCCAUGUUGGAGACGUGCCUAACCUCAAAGAAUACAACGCUUACCUGUUACAGUAUCUUGGCACGAGAUAUAAAGAUUAUCUUGAAGAUGUUGAAUGUGAAAUUCGUUUUGCCAAAUGUUGA